Messenger RNA from Daucus carota subsp. sativus, 693 nucleotides. Its product is annotated as protein VASCULATURE COMPLEXITY AND CONNECTIVITY. The coding region runs from base 1 to 693 and encodes 230 amino acids. NCBI's taxonomy places the organism in Eukaryota, Viridiplantae, Streptophyta, Magnoliopsida, Apiales, Apiaceae. The record is from RefSeq and is a predicted model, not a curated record. The transcript is spliced from 3 exons.
AUGGGAUGGGGAAAGGUUUCUGGUGUCUAUCAUGUUGACCAAAAUCUAUUUGUAAAUCCUUUCACCUGGACAUAUAUGGUUCUUUACUGUAAGUACAUAUUUGGGCUCUCUCAAGCAACUCAGAUAAAUGACAUGGCUACAUCUGGCUGCAAAUUUCCCAGUAGUCCAGCUAUGCCUAUGGGAUUGACAGCAGCGGUGGCGCUUAUAAUUGCUCAGACUCUGAUCAAUAUUACAACUGGAUGUCUGUGUUGCAACAAUGAACAAUUUCAGUUUAACUCUAGACUGAUAGCGGCUGUAUUGUGUUCUUCAAUGUCGUGGUUCACAUUUUCAGCCGCUGUCCUUUUGUUUCUAAUUGGCGCAGCACUCAAUUAUAAACAUGGUGAAGAGUCCAUAUACUAUGGAGACUAUUCUUGCUAUGUUGUAAAGAGAGGAGUAUUCGCUAUAGCUGCCGUAUUGUCCCUUGUAACUGUUGUUCUUGGAAUCCUUUCAUACAUAAAGGCGGAAAGAGCAAAGAACAUUUUGGAUAGUUGGACUCCACUUGCUUCCCCUGGACAACCUGGCAUUUCCAUGGGACAAGUCCAGCUUCCUCAACAAUCUGGCACUGCCUUUGGACAAGCUCAGCUUUCUCAACAGAGGUCACAGAGUGCGGUAGAUGUUUAUGAGAACACUUAUUUGAGGGAACAAAUAGUUUGA